Paramecium octaurelia is the source of this 1995-nucleotide messenger RNA. The record is from the annotation of a GenBank genome assembly. NCBI's taxonomy places the organism in Eukaryota, Ciliophora, Oligohymenophorea, Peniculida, Parameciidae.
UUAUAAAUGCUUUCCUAUCAAAACGUUGCAUAAAAUGAAUAUCAGAAAGAGAAAGACAUUCCAUCUCCCAGUCCUCUUUCAAGACCAAAAGACAAUAAUACAAAUUAAUAACCCACUCCAGUUCCUCAACCAUUCAAUACGUUACUGCCAGCCAAUCUGUAAUUUUUUCAUCUCUAUCCCCAUUAGUUUACAUCCCCAAACAAUGGAAAAUGACAGAUAAUCGUAAAUUAUUUUUACUCAUUUAGAAUAAAAUCAAACCAAUCCCAAAAGGAUUAGUCCUUUAGGUCGAAUUACAAUAUUAACUAAAUAAAUCCUUAAGAACAGAUGCUUCUUGAAAAGCAAUAGUUUCUUAUGGAAGAAGGAGAAGACUUAAAGUAACACAAUUAAGCUACCUAGAUCACAAGUGAGAAAGCUAUAGAAUGAGAAUUUACAACAAAAAAAAGUUAUCGACUAACUUCAAUCUGAAUUGUAUUCAGUUUUCCAUCUAAUCCUUUAGAUAAUCAUUUAAAAGCCAAAAGUCGAUUGAGCAAGAACUCAAAGCCAAAUUUGAUUAUUAAGAGGAAAUGAUUGUUAAGUUGAAAUCAGAAGUUCGAAGAAAAUAGGAAGCUCUUCAAGAAUGCCAAUAUAAAUUAGCUGAAAUGGACAAGAUUUAAAAAAAGUUAGAAGAUUACAAUCUUUUGUCCUCUAAAUCCAAUGAACUAAAUAAAUAAAUCAAAGAUCUUCAAGAUCAAGUCUAAGAUUAAAAAAGGUAACUGGUCUAUCUUAAUUCCGCUGAACAUGAAAAUAGUAAUUUAAAGGAAUACAUUGAAACAUAUAAAUAAUAAUUGAGAGAAAAGGAUGUUAAAAUUGAAUAGCAUCGAGAACAAUAAGAAUAACUGUAUUUAGAUAAUAAAAAAAUGAAAACAACUUUGGACAUGUUAAAUUUCGAACUCAAAAAAUAACAAGAAAAUUCAAAUGAUUAAUUGCAUAGAGCAACUUUACAAAUUACUGAGCUCUAAGGAUAAGUGGCUUCUUAUUAGAAAACUCUUGCUAAUUCGGCACAUCAAAUUGAAUUACAAAAAUAAUAAGUCAAGUAAUUAGAAAAUAAAGAAAAAGAACUUUACACUACAAAAAAUUAAGUAUUGAAAUUAGAGGAGUCUAUUCAAAAUCUUAACCAAUAAAAUUUAUUAUGUAAUUAAUUAGUCUUUAAUUUAAUUAGAAUAGAAAGAAAUAGAAAAAUUAGCAAUGACUUUGAAGAAUGGCAAAUAGGAAUUUAUAAGUCUAUAAUAGAAACUUGCCAAUGCUGAAUAGGAAAUAAAAAAACAAUCUGAUCAAAUUUAGCAAUUACAAAAAUACAAGGAUUAAUUGAUUCAUUAAUGCCAAUUCCUUGAAUAAGAAUUGAAAAAGAAACAAGGAAAUUUAGAUCAAAGCAUAAAUCAAGCACAACAUAAAUAGAUAGAGAUGAAAACAAUUUUGGAUUAAUAAUAAAAUUAAAUUUAGCUCAUGGAAGGUGAAUUAUAAAAAAGAGAUGCUAUCAUUUUUACUUUAGACCAACAAAAUUAAACAUUAAAAAGCUAACUUGAAUAAUACUCUCAAAAUGACUCUUUAAAUAAAAAUGAGUUGAAUAAUAAUUUUACAAAAAUGAAAGAAAUGCACAAUGAUUUAAUUUUAUAUGAGAAAUAAGUCGAUACCAUAAGUUUGGGUAAAAAAUAAUUUUAUUUAUAUAGAAAAUCAUUAAAUAAAGUUGUAAAAUUAGAUGCUCUAAGAUAGAAAUAACUAAUUAGAAUUUGAAGUUACUAAAUUAAGAGUAAUACUUUACAUCUAUGUAGGAAUAAUUAAUCUAAUAAGACAAUCGUAUUAGAAAUUUAGAAACUGAAUUGUAGAGUUAAUCAUUCAAUAAAUAGCUGAAUACACUUCGUAUGCCAUAUUCCCCAGACUAAAUCUUUCCGAAUUAAUAGCAAUUCUUAUAAUCGCCGAAGGGUUCUUUUAAUAAUUAAUUUAAUUUUUAUAAAUGAG